Messenger RNA from Salvelinus fontinalis (brook trout), 1435 nucleotides. It is a transcript of the gene tpi1a, whose product is annotated as triosephosphate isomerase 1a. The record is from RefSeq and is a predicted model, not a curated record. Gene Ontology annotation, cellular component: cytosol. Gene Ontology annotation, molecular function: triose-phosphate isomerase activity. The transcript is spliced from 6 exons. The coding region runs from base 147 to 893 and encodes 248 amino acids. Gene Ontology annotation, biological process: gluconeogenesis; glycolytic process; glyceraldehyde-3-phosphate biosynthetic process. Lineage: Eukaryota; Metazoa; Chordata; Actinopteri; Salmoniformes; Salmonidae.
AACUGCCGUUAAACCCCACCGAAGAAGAAGAAGCUUAAAGAAAAACGGGGAGAAGACUGCUUCUGCUUACCCACUGUUUGUUGCGAACGCAUCACCUCCUAGGCCUGUGUUGUCAGUUUUCCGGUAUCGUCUAACGCCCAGCCAUCAUGUCUUCUAGAACAUUUUUCGUAGGAGGAAACUGGAAGAUGAACGGUGACAAGAAGAGCCUGGGCGACCUUAUAACGACCCUGAACACUGCAAGCCUCAACGAUGAAACCGAGGUGGUGUGUGGUGCUCCCACCGUCUACCUUGACUUUGCCCGCUCGAACCUGGAUGCCAGGAUCGGCGUCGCCGCACAGAACUGCUACAAAGUUGCCAAGGGGGCCUUCACUGGCGAGAUCAGCCCUGUGAUGAUCAAGGACUGUGGUGUGGAGUGGGUGAUUCUGGGCCACUCGGAGAGGCGCCACGUGUUCGGGGAGAGCAACGAGCUGAUUGGUCAGAAGGUGGCCCACGCCCUGGAGAGUGACCUGGGGGUGAUCGCCUGCAUCGGAGAGAAGCUGGAGGAGAGGGAGGCUGGAACCACAGAGGACGUGGUGUACGCCCAGACCCAGGCCAUCGCAGACAACGUGAAGGACUGGAGCAAAGUGGUGCUGGCUUACGAGCCGGUGUGGGCCAUCGGUACUGGCAAGACAGCCUCACCCGAACAGGCCCAGGAGGUGCAUGAGAAGCUGAGGGAGUGGAUGAGGGCCAACGUCUCUGAGGCCGUGGCCGACUCCGUCCGCAUUAUCUACGGAGGCUCCGUGACGGGGGCCAACUGCAAAGAGCUGGGCUCCCAAAACGAUGUGGAUGGCUUCCUGGUGGGCGGCGCCUCCCUCAAGCCGGAGUUUGUUGACAUCAUCAAUGCACGUGCCUAGUGCACAAGCAACCUAACCUGCUGCUAGUAGUGUCCUGUGACUGCAUCUCUUCCCCGAGUUUCUGUGUGACAAUGAAGGACCUGUUUGUCAACAAGGGACGAUUUAACUCAUUUUGAAAUGCACUAUAGUUUAGGGGCCGGCCACAGUAAAAGUCCCACAUUGAUAAUACAUGUCAGUCUCCAUUGUUUGACGUAUUCUGUGUCAGGGUGGGACUUUUAUUAUGGAAUGUCUCUUUGGAUGGAAGUUCUUAACUACUAUAUACAUUCUAAAAUGUACAUUCCUGAUAUAUUAAUAAGCACUGCACUUAAUGAUGUUCUAUAUAGGAUAUGUGCUCACUCAUUACUGUAAGGGGACCAGUACUUUGUGUAUUGCUAGUGACCAAGUUCCAUUGUCACUAGAAGCAGUCAUGCACACGCUUGGUUUAGUCCUUCCUUUCUCUCCUAUUGGUUGAAUCACGUCAGUAACAUUUUCCAGCAAAUUACUGUAAAGACAGACCCACAAGGCUGAAGACCACUUGAAUAAAUGGUUUAGUCUGCUGUGAA